ACAAAAAUCAUAUAUAUAUAUAUCCAAUAUUAUUUUCUUAUCAUAUUAAAAUUCCAAACAUUGGAAACACAUAUCGUAUAUAGUUUGGGGGCAAGUAACCCUAGGAAUAAGAGAUUCCUUAACAUGGAAAUGGAAUGGCUUCUUCAUAGAUUAGCUCCAGGGAAAGAAGAUACGAAACCCUUGGCUCUCUACUACAUCCAAGAAUCAAUCUCCACCGUCCUUCUCUCCCAAUUCAAUCCUGGCCAUUCAAGAACCCAACUUCCUCCAACCGCCAAUGCAACGCCCGAUCUUCAGCCCCCGCCACCGCCGGACGCACCCUUUGAUCUGGUGCGCCGCCAUCUUCUGCUCCAUCGCCGCCGUCGCCACCAUCAUCGCCGCCGUGAUCGUCUUCAUCUCCUACCUCGUCACAAAGCCCAAAGUCCCCAGAAUUGGCGUCGCCGCCGCCCAGCUCCACGCCGUCUACUUCGACCAGAGCAACCUCCUGACGGUGCAGGUCGCCGCCGCCGUCCGAGCCGAGAACCGCAACGCCAAGACCCGCGCCGGCUUCUCCGAAACCAACUUCGGGCUAAGCUUCGGCGGCCGGAGGAUCGCGACUCUGCUGGCGGCGCCGUUCGCCGUGGAGCCGAACAGCUUGGUGGAAUUCAACUACGUGGCGGAGUCGAGCCCCAUCCCGCUGAGCCCCGACGAAGCCGAAGAAGUGAGCCGAUCGCUGGGAGCCAGGGGCGGAGCCAUGGCGUUCGAGCUGAAAGGGAAGACAAAGGCGCGCUGGAGAGUGUGGGUUGUCGGCUCGGCUAGCUUCUGGCUGCACUUGGAUUGUCGGCUAGAGCUGCCCGUCAAUGGAACAAGGGCACUGAAUUACUGGUGAAAAGUAUGGAAAACAUGCUUUUUAUGUCGGGGAAGCUGCGAUGAAUGCAUACGUGAACCAAUUCCACGAAACUGGAACAAAAAAGGUAGACAACAUAGUAUCCCAUUUUGUUAAUAUUCACAUAAGAUAAACUAAUUUGGGGCAUAUGCUUCCUGAUCUAAUUUGUUGGGUGUGAUAAUGCAUAAUACAUACAUCUUAUCCAAAAUUAGAAUUGGAAAUUGAACUGGGGGUAGCAACUGAAUAUCAAAGCUAAGAUAUGUUAUACACUUUGAAUUUGAUUAUUUCUCUAUGGCUUAUGUUCCUGAGCUUUUGGCAUCAUUCUUUACUUUUUAUAUGGAUUUCUUCAUCCUAAUUGAUUAAAUUUU
This is a messenger RNA of Andrographis paniculata, 1230 nucleotides long. RefSeq names its product NDR1/HIN1-like protein 12. The record is from RefSeq and is a predicted model, not a curated record. The coding region runs from base 275 to 865 and encodes 196 amino acids. The transcript is spliced from 2 exons. Gene Ontology annotation, cellular component: plasma membrane. NCBI's taxonomy places the organism in Eukaryota, Viridiplantae, Streptophyta, Magnoliopsida, Lamiales, Acanthaceae.